UACAUAAUUUAGAAAGAAUGAUGAAAUUCUGGAAGUUCUAUUGGCAUAAGCAACCUUGCAUGUUUAAGAAAAAGUUUUAAGAAAUGAAAAAUAUUGAGAGUUCUAUUGCGGAGGUUAAGUUAGUAUUAAAUCUAACAAAUUGAAGCAAUAUUUCUAUUCUCCGCAAUUUAUACAUUUGUGAAAGUUAAUAUCUCACGAUCCGAAAAAGAAAAGGCGCCAGUUUUCCCUACCUUUUUUUUUUUUUUUUUUUUUCGGUCUGUUACAUUUGGAAAGAAAAAAAAAAACAUUUGGGGCUGAGAUUUUCUUUCUUACAGAAACAAAAGAAAGAAAGCAAUUUAUUUCCUGGAAAUCACAGCUUACGGCGAAUUCAAAAGGAAUGCAGUAAAAAGACCGAACAAGAAGGUUCUAGUUUCUACUUCUUAUAGUACUAGUUUUCCAGGUUACUGCAUUCUCCCUCCUCAUCAAAAUCUUGUAGCUGAUGUUGGAAUAUUGGAUACUAGUUCUCUGAAGAGUCUUCGUUGGUGCACACUAAUUUGAUUUUGGUUUAUUAGCUCUGCUUUUGAAAAAAGAUACUGUUCUUUAAUACUUUCCAAUGGAUAAAUCUUGGAUGGGAAUGCCAAGGAACACAGCGAAAUAUUUGCUUGGUUUGAAUCAGUUUCUAGAUUUUGCGUUUAAGAAUGGGAACGUACGAGAUAGAAUAAAAUGUCCAUGUCCGAAAUGUGGUUUUGCGAAGUGGCAAACUAGAGAUACAGUGUUUGAUCAUUUGGUUUGCAAGCCAUUCCCUAAAAAUUAUGUCACUUGGGUUAUGCAUGGUGAAAGGAAUGUUUUGCAUCCUUCUAGAGAUGCUGAAAUUCAGAAGAAACGGACAAAUCCACACUCUGGUGGCUCCGAACCUAACUUUAGAAGAAAGGUUCAAAUGACGGUUGAGACUGGAGAAAAGCCUAGGUGUGGACAGCUUUACCCUGCUACUCAUAAGAAUCAAGAUGAAUCAUAUGUUAAUGAGGAGACAAGAGGCAUAUGUAAAAAAGUUGAGCUAGCUUUGAGACAAAGUACCACGGAUGAGCAUGAAGUGUCUUCAAAUGAUUUUGUUGGUAAAGUGCUAGGAAAAGAGCACCCUGGAACGGUGAGAUGCCUGGGAUUUGGAGCUGCUCCAAGCAGUAGUUGUGGACAGAAAAGACUUUGUCUUGGUGGUGUUAACUUUUCAUCCAUAAAUGAUGGUUCAUGUUUUCAUGAGUGCCAAGAGAAGUACAAUCAAUGCCAGGAGGCGUACAAUCAAUGCCAAGAGAGGUACAAUCAAUGCAAAGAUAAGUACAAUCAACUGAUGAAUGCUUUGAAAGCAUACAUGAUAAUGAAGGAAGGGAAAAUACCUGAACAAUUUGCAGGGAUUUUUGAUUCUCCUCCUAUAACGCCAAAUGAUGCAGCUACUGUUCCAUCCAUGGAUGCAAGAUCAUCUGGUGGCAGUAAUUCCAGUGGUAGCAGCCAUUGAGGUUCAUUACAUUUUGAAUUGGAUGAAUUAGGUGUGAAUGAAUGAAUGAAGUGGGAAUUGUGUUUAAUUUAGUUUGAUGACUAUUAACGAAAAUACCUUAUGUGAAUGAAUGAUUAACAGUGCGGAUAAUCCCAUGGUAGCCCAAAGGUAGGAAAAUCACCCAUUCAACGAUGUCUUCUUUUAGUUGUUGCUGAAUUGGUGCCAUUAGCAUUAGUAGGAUUAAAAAAGUAUCAUCAGGUUGUUGAUGCUUAGAGAAGUAAGUCCAUUCUGUUCUAGUGGACAUUUGUUUCAGUUUCUAUCAGUUUGUCCUGAUUUAGUA
Messenger RNA from Nicotiana attenuata, 1805 nucleotides. RefSeq lists its product as uncharacterized. Lineage: Eukaryota; Viridiplantae; Streptophyta; Magnoliopsida; Solanales; Solanaceae. The record is from RefSeq and is a predicted model, not a curated record. The transcript is spliced from 6 exons. Bases 593 to 1486 code for a protein of 297 amino acids.